Exophiala viscosa is the source of this 2498-nucleotide messenger RNA. Its product is annotated as arginyl-tRNA synthetase. The coding region runs from base 1 to 2094 and encodes 697 amino acids. The transcript is spliced from 3 exons. Gene Ontology annotation, biological process: arginyl-tRNA aminoacylation; mitochondrial translation. The record is from RefSeq and is a predicted model, not a curated record. Gene Ontology annotation, cellular component: mitochondrion; cytoplasm. Gene Ontology annotation, molecular function: arginine-tRNA ligase activity; ATP binding. Lineage: Eukaryota; Fungi; Ascomycota; Eurotiomycetes; Chaetothyriales; Herpotrichiellaceae.
AUGUCCAAUGUCCUUUUGUGCUCGUCCUGCUUCCAUUUCUUCUCCUCUCAAGUCUGCUGCCUUAGGGAGCCAUCACCGAGAUCACCGCUGUCCUCCGAAGCCAAUGUCACCAACAAAGGUCUCAAAGUCCCAAAUCAGCAGUGUCAACGCUUCUCGAUUGUCUCUGCGGCAAAGUACAACAUGGCGGCAGAGAUUAGUGAAGGGUUCACAUCUCUGUCAAUUGGGCAGAUGGCCAAAGCAAAGAAUCCCGUCGACUUUUAUCGUCACCACAUUGCAGAGAGGCUAGCACCGAUUCUGAAUCGAAAGGAUUCUGAACUUGUUCCGUUGCUACUAUGGGCAACCACUUUGGAUAAAGGAGAUCUAAACUUGCCAGUGGCCGCCUUGCGAGUCAAAGGAAAGCCACCUCAGGAUCUGGCCAAAGAGAUCGCUGAAUCUUUCCCAACCUCGGUUGAUACACUGGUGACCCUGAUAGCCAAUGGCCCAUUUGUGUCAUUCUUUUUCAAACCAGAGCACCUGCUCAAGACGCUCAUCCCCGAAAUUCUGACGAGUAAGACAGCAUACGGCACCAAUCCAGUUUCAGGCCUGAAAGACCCGUCGGAUCCCUCGAAAGGCCAAAAGAGGGUCAUUGUGGAAUUCUCGUCGCCAAACAUCGCAAAGGAGUUCCAUGCUGGCCAUCUCCGAAGUACGAUCAUCGGAGGCUUUCUUGCGAAGCUGUACACCAUUAUGGGGUGGGAGGUCAUAAGGAUGAACUACCUGGGAGACUGGGGCAAGCAAUACGGUCUAUUGGCCAACGGCUUCAAACAGUUCGGAAGCCAAGAGGAGCUGGACAAGAACUCUAUUGCACAUCUUUUCCAGGUUUAUGUGCAGAUAAACAAGAUCAAGAGCGCGCAGGACGAACCUAUCAAUGAGUUGAAGAAGGAGAUCAAGGAAAAGAAGGCCAAGGGAGAAGACGUCACUGAACUGGAACAGAAGCUCACACCCCUUGUUGAGGAGAGUGAGGACGAAAAGGCUCGGAAAUAUUUCAAGAGCAUGGAAGAUGGAGAUCCGGAGGCGCUUGCUCUGUGGCAGAAAUUCCGAGACAUGAGUAUUGGCAAAUACCAGAAGACCUAUGCACGACUAAAUAUCGAAUUCGACGUGUAUUCGGGCGAAUCGCAAGUGAAAGCAGAAAACAUCAAGAAAGUCCUCGACAAUCUUCUGGCAAAGAAUAUCGCAGAGGAGUCAGAUGGUGCUCUGCUGAUAGACUUUUCCAAAUUUGGAGCCAAAAAGUUGAACAAAGCCAUCAUUGUGCGGAGAGAUGGCACUCCUCUGUAUCUGACGCGAGAUCUGGCUGCGAUCCUGGAGCGCCACGACCAGUACCACUUUGACAAGAUGAUCUAUGUUGUUGCUGAUCAGCAGAAUGAGCAUGUCGCACAACUAUUCAAAACAACCGAUAUCAGUGGUCAUAAAGAUGUAGCCGAAAAGUGUGAGCAUAUCUCUUUUGGCAUGGUCAAAGGUAUGAGCACGCGCAAAGGCACGGUGAAGUUCCUGGACGAUAUCAUCCAGACGGUCAAGGACACGAUGCUUGAGACAAUGAUGAAGAACGAAAACAAGUACAAUGCUCUGGAAGACCCAGAUGCUGUGGCGGACAUUCUUGCCAUCACUGCCAUCAUGGUGCAAGAUCUGACAGGCAAGGUUCGGAACGGUUAUGAAUUCAACAUCAACCAGAUGACUGCAUUCGAGGGAGACACAGGCCCAUACCUGCAAUAUGCGCAUGCACGAUUGUGCUCGAUCGAACGCAAAGCCAAUGCAGACUUGAGUGCAUUGGGUUCGGCUGACCUGUCAUUGCUGCAAGAAAGCCAUGCUAUCAACCUAGCCAGAGCGCUGGCGCAAUACCCUGAUGUGGUGCUCAAUACGCUCAAGACCCGCGAGCCAUCGACGUUGCUGACAUAUCUAUUCAAAAUGGCUCAUGCUCUGAGUUCAAGUUAUGACCAUCUGCAAGUCGUAGGAAGCGAGCCCGAAUUGCAGAAAGCUCGUCUGGCAUUAUACGAAGCUGCUCGACAGGUCUUGUGGAAUGGCAUGACUCUGCUCGGCCUAACACCGGUGCAGCGCAUGUAACACGCCGGAUGUCGACAGCAUAACGAGGCGAUAAUAGCGUCAUUACGGGUAUGAUCAGGAUUUGCAGCGGGAAAAGUCGGAAUGCAUUGCUGCACCACGUACAGCCGCAUGGCUCCGACCAUGGUCAAGAAGCAGAAAGCGACAGGGAUAUUAGUUGACUGAUCGACUUGGGUCCAUCCGGACUUUGUCCAGCCGAAAAUGAUUAAUCCGAGCUUGAUCCGAUUCUCCAUGGGGUUGGCAAACCGGAUGAUGUGCUCCUAGGGCACUCUCGAGGCUGGCGGCAGUUCAUGCACCUGUACGGACUAGAUAUUAGUCAGGGGAGGGUUAUGCUUUCAACGUCACAGUGCAUUGGGCGGCCAUGGAUGGAGCUUUAUUACUCGUGCCACCACCUGGGUUUGAGGAGG